UGUCACUUCACACUGCUAUGUUGCAAAGAAAAUGGCACAUUGUAAUCCACAGGUUCUCCUGCUGUCAGUUCUGUUGACAGUCAUAUCAGCGUGCAAAGAGCGCCAACAUACGAAUGUGGUUGUUUAUCAAGAAGAAGAUGUAGUUCUCCCUUGUGCUGAUUCUAAUGUAAUGGAUCCAAAGAGCUGCCUCAGAUUCAAAUUGAUUAAUGCCACAAAUGCCAGUUGGAUGAAGGUUAUCUUUGCCAGGCCGGAAAUGCCUGAAUUCCAGGAUGCCGAACGUGUGAAACUGAAGGCUGAUGCAAAUGGACGAAUGUCUCUUACUCUGACAAAGUCACAAAAAUCUGAUGAGGGACUGUACAGAUGUGAAAUCUGGCAAGGCUGGGAAUGCAUUCUUGUGAAAAACAUAUCUUUAAGAGUAAGAGACUGCAAAGUGCCGGCAGCAGUGACGGCAGCACCCAGCACAACCUUUAACCUGAACUGUCCAGUGGAAAUAACAUCAAAACAACAAGGACCCCAAAAUAUCUCCUGGGCAAUGCUAAUAGGAGGCAAGCCUGUACCUAUCACCUCUAAAGGGGUUGAAGUUAAUGAGACAGCAUUAGCUUUCCAGUCUGUGAAUUACAGUGACAGUCAGUGGUACAGAUGUGAGUACAUGCUUGGACAAACUCGGCGCUGCUUUGACAUUAAGCUACUGGUUCAAGAAGUGGAAGAUGUUGUUGUGACCACAACUGCUCCAGGUAUUCCAAAAAUACUGUACAUCUUAAUUAAGCUGCAAUUAAAUGGUGUUUUUAUCGCUGAGAUCUGUUUCCUGUCUUCCCCAGCACUGACAACACUGACAAGCACUGAGAUUAUUUCAGAACCCGAGAAAGAGGAGAGCAGUGGAGCAUUUAUUGCAGUGGUAGCUUCAGUCAUUAUUGGGAUUGCCAUAAUGGCUGCACUGAUAGGACUGUUCAUUUACCGCAGAUGUAACACCCCCAGAGUGCCACAGCAGACCCUGAGCUACCCAGGAGGUACUCUCGGUGGUUAUGAGAUUGUGAGUCUUACAUUUUCAGAAGAUCGUUCAAACCGAGUCAACAGCAUAUACCAAGCAGUCCCGGAAGAAGGCCCGUGCACUUUCCGGUAUUAGUCUUUUUCAGUCUUCUCAAGACGAAGAUUUUCCUCGUUAAAUUGAGGUCCUCACUGUCUAAUCUGGACUACCUGAUCAAUCAUGCAUCAUGUCAAAACAUGUAACAUCUACUAACCUGUAAAGUGUUGCAGAGUGUGUUUUGUAUAAAGGAACAUGGAAAAAGUGUGCUCUACUGCAACAUGGAAAAGACUAGCCCCUGUUUUAAGAUGUUGAAAAGACUCUUCCUAAUUACCCUCUUUGUGUUAAUACAUCUAAUCAUCUGUAUUAUUUUUUGUGAAAUGGAGACAUGUUUACAAUCUGUCAAUAAAACCUUUAAUCCAAUA
This is a messenger RNA of Epinephelus lanceolatus (giant grouper), 1446 nucleotides long. RefSeq lists its product as uncharacterized. NCBI's taxonomy places the organism in Eukaryota, Metazoa, Chordata, Actinopteri, Perciformes, Serranidae. The record is from RefSeq and is a predicted model, not a curated record. Gene Ontology annotation, biological process: immune response; positive regulation of T cell proliferation; T cell costimulation. Gene Ontology annotation, cellular component: external side of plasma membrane.